Molecule: messenger RNA, 552 nt
Organism: Leptosia nina
Lineage: Eukaryota; Metazoa; Arthropoda; Insecta; Lepidoptera; Pieridae
Source: the annotation of a GenBank genome assembly
AUGAGUGCGUCAAAAGGGAAUGUUCGAAGAAAUAGACCCCAAAAACAUCAAAAUAGAACUGCCUUCAGAAAUGAUUUACACGACACAAGCAAGAAGACAAAAUCGCUUAACGCAUUGCAAGUUUCUGGAGUAUGUACGCGCUGCAAGGAAAUAAUUGAAUGGAAAAUCAAGUACAAGAAGUAUAAACCUCUUGCAGCUCCUAGAAAAUGUGUUGGAUGUGAUCAAAAGACUGUUAGACAGGCUUACCAUAUUUUUUGUAACAAGUGUAGUACAGAGAAACGUGUUUGUGCUAAAUGCUGUAAAUCAUCAGAGGAAACAUCAAUAGUUCCCGAAAUUCAACAAGAACAGCCAGCUCAAGAUAAGGAUCUACAGGCCAUGAUGAAAAAUUUGCCUGAAAGAAAAAGAAGAACUAUUCUUCGGUAUUUGAAAAAACAAGAAGGAGAACAAACACCUUUACAGAUCGAGAAAUUGAUGUCAGACAUGUUGAAACUGGAUGAUGAUGACUUCUUUGAUGAUCUAUUGAGUGAUGAAUGUUCAGAUGUAACAGAUUGA